AAAUCUGUUUUAUUAGGAGAAUGUUGUCAAUUAAAAUAUGAUGAAAGCUUUUUCACAAAAAUUUCCCUUUGGACGAAAAAUAUAUUUGAAAUUAUUACAAAAUCCUUCCUUCUCUAACUAAUUAAUCAGUACGAGCUCACUAGUAAAUUAAAGAGUAUAUCCGACACACAACUUUUUCUUCUGUGACCCAUGAAAUCUUUUCCGUCUCUACUAAGGAGUAAUGCCAUAACGCAAAACCCUUCCUUCGUUAGCUCUCCUAUUGUAGUCUGGAAUGACUACAUUGUGGCUAGCAAUAAUGGUGAGACACAAGCUGCAUCCACUUUAGUCUCUCAGCUUCCUCUCGUGCCUUAUGUUCAUUCUAUUAGCUUGUCUUCUCUCCGUUUAGUUUCAUCGCUUUUACUUUCUCAAAAACUAGUUCUGGAAGCGUUCUUCUUUGUUCUGUUUAUUCUCAGCGUUUUGUCUUCAACUUGGUACAUUGGCCAUGCACAAGGCCAACAAUUUAUUAAUGUUGUUGACGACUUUGGUGCCGUCGGUGAUGGAAAAACUGAUGAUUCUCAGGCAUUUUUACGUGCAUGGAAUAAGUUAUGUAGUGAGACUAGUGGAAACUCCAUGCCGACCAUGGUAGUACCAGCGAAAAAGACUUUCUUGGUUAAGCAAGUUGAAUUUGCUGGUCCAUGCAAAUCUUCAAGCGUUCAAAUUCAGGUAGCCAACACCCAAUGGACGGAUUGUAAAUCUGAGUGCUGGUUUUGUUUUAGCAAUGUUGAAAGCCUUAAUUUAACUGGCACUGGUACCUUUGAAGGAAACGGUCCAGCAUGGUGGAAGAUUCCUGGAGUAACGAUUAACAAUUGUGCAAAACCUGCUGUCUUGCGAUUUACUGGCUGUAACAAUCUUCAAGUAACUGGACUUACAAGUCAUAACAGCCCGUUAAACCACAUUGCUAUAUCUAGUUGUAAGGGGGUAUCGUUAUCUAACAUAAAUUUGAUUGCGCCAGCAGAUAGUCCAAAUACAGAUGGAAUUGACCUCUCUAACUCCAAUCAAGUAACAAUUUCUGACUCUUUCAUUGGAACAGGAGAUGACUGCGUUGCAAUCAAUGGUGGAAAUUCUCACGUUAACAUCACGCGGCUUAUUUGUGGACCUGGCCACGGCAUUAGCGUGGGAAGUCUGGGAAAAGAUGGAAGCAUGGAUACUGUAGAAGAGGUACACAUUCGUAAUUGUACCUUUAAUGGUACUCAAAACGGAGCCAGAAUUAAAACCUGGGCGGGUGGACAAGGUUUUGCAAGAUUUAUUUCGUAUGAGGAUAUUAUUCUUAUAGGAUCUCAGCAUCCCAUUCUCAUCGAUCAGCAUUAUUGUCCCCAUCAAAAUUGCCCACCAGAGAAGGGAACUGCAGUCUCUGUAAGUGAUAUCACUUUCAAUGGAUUUCGAGGAACAUCUGCUGACAUUAUAGCAAUUACGUUGAAUUGUAGCAGUGUGGUUCCUUGCAAAAAUAUUAUAAUGAAUGAAGUGAACAUUACGCCUUCAAUUCCAACAAGCAAGGUUGUGGCAAUAUGCAACAACGCCCGAGGAACGGCCACUUCAACCACUCCUGCGGUUCCCUGCCUAGGAAGCCAAGGCAUUAGGACGGUCGUUGAAGAUAAACAAACCGAUGGAGAUAGAAUUAUUAGGUCUGUUACUGAAGGCGAGCUCAAAAACGAGCUUUAGUUGUUGACAACUUGAUUAGUAUGCUAAUUUUAUUUAGGAUGUUGUUGAUUAUGCAAAUAUUGAUGUUUUUAAGUUUAUUAAUAAUAACUACUUUUGAUU
Rubroshorea leprosula is the source of this 1797-nucleotide messenger RNA. The record is from the annotation of a GenBank genome assembly. Lineage: Eukaryota; Viridiplantae; Streptophyta; Magnoliopsida; Malvales; Dipterocarpaceae.